This is a messenger RNA of Trichoderma gamsii, 2988 nucleotides long. RefSeq lists its product as hypothetical. The record is from RefSeq and is a predicted model, not a curated record. Bases 1 to 2988 code for a protein of 995 amino acids. Gene Ontology annotation, molecular function: ATP binding; ATP hydrolysis activity. The transcript has 4 exons. Lineage: Eukaryota; Fungi; Ascomycota; Sordariomycetes; Hypocreales; Hypocreaceae.
AUGGGUUCUGUCAAUCGAAGAAAACGCGAAACGACCAAGAGCAAGGUCCGCGCAGAGUUGAGCAAAUUGGUUGGCCUGAAAGAAGUCAAAGAGCAAUUCGAUAACAUAGAGGGCUGUGUUCGUAUCUGCUCUCUCCAAGGAACGAACCCCCGAACAGAGCGAUGGCAUGCUGUCUUUCAGGGAAAUCCCGGAACAGGAAAAACUACAGUGGCCAGACUCUAUGCUAGAUUUCUACGGAGCAUCGACAUUGUAAAGUCCAAAACAUAUAAAGAGACAUCCGGUGCGCAGCUGGUAUGCAUGGGGCCAAAAGAAGUCAAGGAGUUGUUCGAUGCAUCUGGGGUUAACCCAUUUCAGGGUCUGCUGGGCACAAGAGCUCAGCAGCCGUGUCGUGACGACGACGACGAAGAUGACUAUGCAAAUGAUCCUACAGCAUUUGUCCGCACCACUUCAUCCCUUGAGCCUGGCUGUUUAAAAGACGGUGGUGUUCUGUUUGUGGACGAGGCCUACCAGCUAACUGCUCCACACGUGCCCAAUUCUGGUCGUCAAGUUCUCGAUAUUCUUCUUACAGAGAUUGAGAACAACGUUGGAAAUUUGGUUGUUAUUUUUGCAGGAUAUAAAGAAGAGCUCGAAUCGUUCUUUGGGCAUAAUCCUGGGUUAAAAAGCCGAAUUCCGCAUACUCUUCAGUUUUCCGACUUUACUGAUCAAGAGCUCUUACAAACUCUCGUCAGUCAAAUUGAAAGGAAAUACAAAGGCAAGAUGAGAGUCGAGGAUGGAAUGCAUGGAAAAUACAUGCGCGUGGCUAUCCGCCGACUAGCUUGCAGCCGAGGAAAGAAAGGAUUCGGUAACGCCCGCGCUGUGGAAAAUGUAUUGCUCAAGAUUUGGCAACGCCAAGCAAAACGACUUUCCAAGCGCAAAAAUAUGACGAACAACGAAGUCUUUACCUUUACGAAGGAAGAUAUUCUUGGACCAAAUCCUGCAGAUGUCAGAUUGACAAGCUCUGCUUGGGCAAAGCUUCAACAGCUUACCGGACUGGAGGAGGUGAAGAAGUCGAUUAAUAACAUGUUUGAAGCGCUUGAGAUGAACUAUCGACGAGAAUUGGCCGAGUUGGCACCUUUGAGCUUCUCAUUGAACCGAAUAUUUGUCGGGUCGCCUGGCACUGGUAAAACAACUGUCGCCAAGUUGUACGGGCAGAUACUAGUCGACUUGGGCUUUCUCAGCAAUGGCGAGGUGGUUACAAAAAAUCCGGCAGACUUCAUAGGCGAAGCUGUUGGAAAAUCAGAAGCACAGACGAAAUCCAUACUCUCGGCAACAGUCGGGAAGGUGUUGAUCAUCGAUGAAGCUUAUAUGCUGGAUCCUGGCGAAUCGUCUAAUCGCGGCGAUUCAUACAGAGGCGCUGUGCUCGACACACUUGUUGCCGAAGUACAAAGCGUUCCUGGAGAAGACCGCUGUGUUAUUCUGCUUGGCUACGAAGAGAGACUGAUGGAGAUGUUCCGUAAUGCCAACCCUGGGCUUUCGGGGAGAUUUGCUGCGGACAAACCAUUUCGUUUCGAAGACUUUAGCGACGCUCAACUCUGGGAAAUUUUACAGCGGAAAUUGGGGGCUCGAAACUUGAAGUCGACACCAGAAGGCUUGAGAGCCGCCAUGGAAGUCUUGAACCGGUCCCGAAUGCGACAGGAUUUUAGCAAUGGGAGAGAACUUGACAAUCUUAUCUCAGCUGCCAUGGAAAAUAACUUACAAAGGCAGUCAAAGGCGGGUGCUUCUAGCCAUGGCCAUGACAUGAUCCUAAGCCAAGAAGAUUUCGAUCCGAACCAUGGCCGUGCACAACACGCAUCUGCCAAUUGUAGAGCUGCUCUACAAAACAAAGUAUCGAACAAUGUCAUAUUCCAACUGGAGCAGUAUCAAAGGUUACUUCAAGUAACCAAGUCACGGAGAUUUGGUACUACGCCGAUCAUCCCAAAAUCCUUUAUUCUUAAAGGGCCCUCGGGUACCGGAAAGACUACGGUUGCUCGGUAUCUGAGUACUUUAUUAUACGAUCUAGGAAUCCUGUCUACCGACAAGAUAUUUGUUGAGUGCUCAGCGGCAGAUUUCAUCGGUGAGCACGUGGGCCAUACUGCUCCCAAGACUAGAUCACAGUUUAUGAAAGGCCUUGGAGGCGUUCUUUAUAUCGACAAUGCCCACCAGCUUAUGGAAGGCGGAUACGCUACCGAAGCAAUCAACGAGCUUGUUCGACUUCUACAAAAGCAUAGUCAGAAUAUUGUUAUGAUCUUGGCGGGUCCAUCUCAUGAGAUUGAAGCACUCAUGGCUAAAGCAAAUGGCAUCGGUGGCUCCGUUUUUAAAGAACUCACCUUCGAAAAUCUCACCGCUUCAGAAUGCCUGACUCUCCUCAAACGACUGCUGGGAGAGAACGGUGUCAGCAGCAGCAUUUUUGGCGAUCAAAUUGUGAAUUGUUUCGUGAAUCAAUUCGAAAUACUUUGCAACAUGAAUCAUUGGAGAAACGCCCAUGACGUGCAAUCUUUAUCAGAUUGGAUGGUCACAGAUGUUCUCACUAAUACUAUACCUGGCGUCCAGGCUGUCAGCGGAUUGCAUCUCUCGGUGGAGCGGGCAAAUUUCUUUUUCCACAAGAUGUUCCAGAUGAAGUCUGCCAUGCAAAUGAACGACCCCAACAACAUAAUGGAGGCUUUCCGCCAAACAGAGUCGGCUCACAUGUCAAUCAGCUACCAUAUGUCAGAGAACAAGCCGCAAGCAUGUUUUAACGAGCAAGCGACAUGCGUGCAGACUAACAAAGCAGAGGAGCCUACCACAGUCAAAGAGGAGGAAUACUGCGCAUAUGACGAGCAGGUGGACAAAAUUAAGUCUGUACAGCAAGUUUUGCAGUCCAUUGGUCAAUGUGAGGCGGGAUUUGACUGGGUCAGAGAGGGAAGUGGCUAUAGGUGCAAGGGAGGGAGCCACUACGUGUCUGACAGCCAAGUUCAAGCAUAUACAUCGUAA